Molecule: messenger RNA, 2129 nt
Organism: Acipenser ruthenus (sterlet)
Lineage: Eukaryota; Metazoa; Chordata; Actinopteri; Acipenseriformes; Acipenseridae
Gene: nkx1-2a
Product: NK1 transcription factor related 2-like,a
Exons: 2
Coding region: 139-1017 (292 amino acids)
Biological process (GO): regulation of transcription by RNA polymerase II; cell differentiation
Cellular component (GO): nucleus
Molecular function (GO): DNA-binding transcription factor activity, RNA polymerase II-specific; RNA polymerase II cis-regulatory region sequence-specific DNA binding
Source: RefSeq, a predicted model, not a curated record
GUGGAUAACAUAUAUUCUGAAAGAGAUAUCAACCAUCAGCAAAACAUCUAUUCUUUUCCGCUGGAUCAAAGUUGAUUUAUUUCCAAAAUACUGUAUUGUAUAGUUUUUGUGCAGACUAGAGGCGUUUAUCCAGCUACAAUGUUGGAGCACCAGGGCAGUGGGGUCAAGAUGCCACCCACUCAUAGAAUAUCCUUCUCCAUCCUAGACAUCCUGGACCCAAAUAAAUUCACCUGUAAAAACCAGAUCAAUUACUCACCAGAGACCAGAGGCACUGGUACACGGAGGCUUUCACAAAACGAGGAGGAAACUUUGGAGAAAGUGGCUAAGAAUGGUGCUGAAACAGAUUGGAACUCUGAAGACCAGCAGCGUGGUAAAGAAGAAAGAGACGAACAACUUGGUUCUGAAGUACAAAAGGGCCACUCAGACAAAACCGCGGAAUGCUCCAUACUGUCUGAUAAAGAAGAACCCGAGGUUUCAUUGGAGACAGAUAUCAAAGACGGAGAUGACAACGGCGAACUCGAAGUUGAUGAUUUCUCAGCUGACGAUUCUCAGGAUUCCUUGAAACAAAAAAGACGCAGCAGGUCCGAUCAAGGUUGCGCAAAGCCGAGGCGCGCGAGGACUGCCUUUACCUACGAGCAAUUGGUGGCGCUGGAAAACAAAUUCAGAUCAACACGGUACCUGUCGGUGUGCGAACGCCUCAACCUCGCCUUGUCUCUCAGCCUGACGGAAACCCAAGUCAAAAUCUGGUUUCAGAACAGGAGGACCAAGUGGAAGAAGCAAAACCCAGGGUCCGACAGUACAAUACAGACUGGAGCCAACUCACUCACCACUGUCGGUUGUAGUCCAAAUCACCCUGGGUCCGGUGGUCUCAACUUCCAGACUUUUCACACUUUCAGCCCAGGGAAUAUGCUCUUUCCCACAACUGGUGCAGUGCCGUUAUCAUCCACUGGAGGACUCCUCAAUCCAUUUUUAAACACGGCUUACCUGCCACUGUCAUUUUACACACCGCAUUUAUGAACUACUAAACAAUGGAGGUACCGUACUUUAAGAAGGGUCAGGAACAAGCAUGGGAUAGUUACCAUUGUAAAUAAUAAAAUACAAAAAAAGAAAAGAAUCAUAACUUGUUGCUAAUAAUGAAGGUGUCUAAUUUGAACGAUAUGUUCAGUCUGUAGCAUAUUGACUUUCAUUUGCAUUUUCAGGAAUCAUUCUAUUUUUGAAAAAGUAUGCAUUAUUGUGCUGGUAUUUGUAAUGAGUAGAACUGUAGUAUGUUGCCUAUACUAUCCAUUUGUUUGAAACGAUAUGAAAAUUAAUUCACUGCUUUUGAUGCUUCCACCACAGAGAUGCACACUUCCAAAUACGGAAGUGUUUACGCCAGUCUUUAAUUCAUUCUUAUCUGAGGAUGUGUUGAGAUCUACCUCUUCAUCCAUAUGUCACAUUACACUUUUACAUAUCUAGAGAAGUGCUUUCAAUUGUGAUGAAAUUUGGUCUGGACAUACUUUAGCACCUUGAGAAUAUAUCUGAAUCUGGGGAUUCAUGAAGGCAUCUGUCCAUCUACCUGUAUGUUAAAUUGACAUUUUUACAUAAAGAUGUAGGUCAUGGUGAGCUACUUCAUUUAGGUUACUGAUAGCUCUAAUUUUACAUUUACAGCGGUAAAGAGUAUCCUUACAUAAACAAUUAAAACCCACAAGAUAUAAUGUAUCAGAUAUAAUAUUACAUGUUUAAGAUAAUUCAUUCCACCUUUUUGGAUAUACAUGCACAUGUUGGUAUAUACAUGUCAAAACUGCACUUAUUAUUAUUUUUAAACACCUAUGAUUGCUUUCAAGAAAGAUGUAUUAAAGUACACAAAAUGAGUAUUUAUGUGCAACACGUUUUGCUGGAAAUUUAGGACUAAAGAUUGUUAACAGCAUAAAGUUUGUUUUAUAAAAUAAGUGUCAUUGUUUGUUGGUAAAUGUUAAGAAACAGUAAACUUUUUUCCAAAGUAAUUUGAAUUCUGUGUAUGUCUUUUAAUCUAUUAAAGAGUAAAAACAUAUGCAAUUUUAACUUAGCCCAGUGUGUCCUCUAUUGACCAUAGUAUGCAAUUGCACAUUCAAUAUCAAGCAGCAUGUAUAGCAUAUCAGUGGGUGAUGUCA